AAUCCUAACCCUAACCCUAAUCCUACCUCCUCUAACUCAGCCAAGAGGAAGAGAAAUCUCCCGGGAAAUCCAGAUCCAGAUGCAGAAGUCAUUGCUCUAUCGCCAAACUCCCUCAUGGCGACGAAUCGAUUCAUAUGUGAGAUUUGCAACAAAGGGUUUAAGAGAGACCAGAACCUUCAGCUUCACCGGAGAGGCCAUAACCUUCCAUGGAAGCUAAAACAAAGGACAAACAAGGAGCAAGUGAAGAAAAAAGUGUACAUCUGUCCAGAGAAGAGCUGCGUACACCAUGACCCGGCCCGAGCCCUCGGUGACUUAACCGGAAUCAAGAAGCAUUUCAGCAGAAAACAUGGUGAGAAAAAGUGGAAAUGUGACAAGUGUUCCAAGAAAUAUGCUGUCAUGUCCGAUUGGAAAGCUCAUAGCAAGAUUUGUGGUACUAGAGAAUACAGAUGUGACUGUGGUACCCUCUUUUCCAGGAAAGAUAGUUUCAUCACACAUAGAGCAUUUUGUGACGCCUUAGCUGAAGAGAAUGCUAGAUUUGUCUCAGUUCCACCACCACCAGCCGCACCCGCACCCGCAUAUUUGAACAAUCCCCCGGAUGGGGAAGUAAACCUUGGAAACAUCAAUCAAAAUCAUCAACAACGACAAGUUAAUACUACAUCUUCUCACUUGGACCAACCCGGUUUCAAUAUCCGUCGCAAUAACAUUGCCUUUUUGGGACAGACCUUACCAACCAACGUUUUUGCGUCCUCAUCAUCGCCAUCACCUCGUAGUGCAUCUGACUCCCUUCAAAAUCUAUGGCAUUUACAAGGACAAUCAUCUCAUCAGUGGCUUCUCAAUGAAAACAAGAACAACAACAUUCUCCAAAGGGGAAUAUCCAAGAAUCAAGAAGAACGUGAGAUCAAGAAUGUGAUUAGUAAUGGUUCUUUGUUCUCUUCGGAAGCACGCAACAACAAUAAUAAUUAUAACCAAGACUGUGGACAAAUAGCAUCAAUGUCAGCCACGGCAUUACUACAAAAGGCAGCUCAAAUGGGAUCAAAGAGAUCAUCAUCAUCAAGCUCAAACAAUAGCAAGACUUUUGGUCUAAUGACCUCUAUCUUCAACAACAAACAAGGAGAGAAUAUCAAAACUAAGGAAGUUGAUGAAAGAGGCUUCACGAGAGACUUUCUUGGUGUGGGAAGUCAACACCGUUCUUGGCCAUUAUUGAUGGUGAACCAUAAUCUUCCCGACUUGUCUCCUCCGGGCACCACUGACGGCACACCAACCGCGGACAUGAACCAGUAAUCUUGUAUUGUUCAUGAUAAUGAUAAAAGGUAAAUUACAUUAUGUUGUAUGAAUUUUAAGAAAAAUCAAGAUUCCUC
This is a messenger RNA of Arabidopsis arenosa, 1358 nucleotides long. NCBI's taxonomy places the organism in Eukaryota, Viridiplantae, Streptophyta, Magnoliopsida, Brassicales, Brassicaceae. The record is from the annotation of a GenBank genome assembly.